Molecule: messenger RNA, 1901 nt
Organism: Phaedon cochleariae (mustard beetle)
Lineage: Eukaryota; Metazoa; Arthropoda; Insecta; Coleoptera; Chrysomelidae
Source: the annotation of a GenBank genome assembly
AUAUAAACUUAUCUCAGACGUUGCAAAAAUCCUCAGUAUAGUAUUGAUAUAUGUUAUACGAAUAUUAGUUAGAAUGAAGUGGAAUCAUUCAUCAUAGAUUGAAGAGUCCCCAUCCAUCUGAAGAAGAAAAUACAAUAUGCUCGUCAAAUUUUCACUUCUGUUAUUAGGAUGUAUUUUCAUUUGUACUUCCAGUGGAGAGAAUGUUGAUGAUUUGAUCGUUGAAUUGGUGGAGCCCAAAGGCAAAAUUCGAGGCCAUGUAUUAGCAAGUGCAACAGGACGAAAAUACUAUGCCUUCCAAGAAAUUCCCUAUGGAGAGCCACCAGUUGGAGAAAAUAGAUUCAGACCUCCAAAGUCCCACAAUGGUUGGGAUGGAAUACUGGAUUGUACUAACAACAGAAAGAUUUGUUAUCAGUUUGAAUUUCCUAUGACUCCUAUCGGAAUUGACCACCAGAAAUCGAUGGAAAAUACGAAAGACACCGAGGUGGAAGAAUCUGAAGACUGCCUGUAUCUAAACGUCUACACUCCAGCGAAACCUGGAUCGACUGACACUCUAUCAGUGUACCUUUUCAUUCAUGGUGGCGCAUUUGCAACUGGAGAUGGAACAUUUGCUAGUUUAGGACCAAAAUAUCUCAUAGAUGGAGACAUAGUCAUAGUAACUAUGAACUACCGACUAGGACCUUUUGGCUUUCUUUCGACCGGUACCGACGAAAUAUCUGGAAAUAUGGGCCUAAAAGAUCAACAUCUCGCUUUGGAAUGGACUUACAAAAAUAUUCAUCUUUUUGGUGGAAAUCCUCAAGACAUUGUUCUGGGAGGGGAGAGUGCUGGAGCUUAUGCUGCUGGAUACCAUUUACUCAGUCCAAAAUCUAAGGGACUAGUAAGCGGAUUCAUUCAACAGAGCGGUUCUAAUAUUGGGGUUGCUGCAUUCUUGUCACAUCCAAGACAGUAUGCAUUUGAACUGGGGAGAGCUUUGGGAUCCAUGGAUUCAGAAAGCACUGAUCAACUUGUUAUUGCUUUGAAGAACGCAUCAGCUGAACAGAUUGUGAAGGCAUCUGUUUCGGUUCACCACCCUGAACCUUUAGGUUUCAUCGCCAGUAUAAUCUGGGAACCAGUCAUAGAAGACGAAUAUGCCUAUCAAGCCAUGGUUACUUCUCCUAUGCACCAAGAAAUGAUGCUGGGGAACUUCAACCAAGUGCCUUGUCUUCUUGGUUUCAAUUCCGAAGAAUCACUUGGAUUCAUGUCGCCUGAUGAAUCUGUAUUGAAAAGGGUCGCUGCUUUUUAUGAUAAGAACCCCAGUAUGCUGAUCGAGUCGGUUCUGAAUGUCGAGAAUAAAACAUUGGCAGGAGAAAAACUCAGAAGAGUUUAUACUGCUUCAACCUUCGAGGAAGACUUAGGAGCAUUCAUAAAAUUCACAAGUGAUGUAAGCUUCAUACGUGCUACCAUUCGUCAAGCAGAGCUCACAUCCAAACAUGUUCCAGUGUAUUUGUAUCAGUUGUCAGCAGCCAACAACAUCAACCAUAAAUAUCCAGGUGUUUCACAUUUUCUCGACAUGAGGUACCUUUGGGAUAUGCCUCCUUUCGCACCAGAUACGUCACCAAUCGAUGAGGUAGUCAGAGAAAUUGUGCUUAGGUUGUGGUGGAACUUUAUCAAGUACAAAAAUCCUACACCUGAACGAGAUCCAGUUCUACAGAAUAUUGAAUGGCCAACAGUUGGAAUAGAAAACAUAAGAUAUCUGAAUUUGAACAAAAGUAUGAGUAUAGAGACGAAUCCAAGGAAUUAUAAUAAUUUGAGGGAUGUUUUGCUCGAGUAUAUGAGACCUCCAUUUUAUGUUUUCUAAAAGAGUCUUACUAAAAAAUGUAUUCUUUUUCAAUAAAUGAUGAAACACUAUUUUUGUUGAAUCUCAG